Molecule: messenger RNA, 2268 nt
Organism: Aricia agestis (brown argus)
Lineage: Eukaryota; Metazoa; Arthropoda; Insecta; Lepidoptera; Lycaenidae
Gene: cactin
Product: cactin
Exons: 11
Coding region: 140-2242 (700 amino acids)
Biological process (GO): mRNA cis splicing, via spliceosome
Cellular component (GO): cytoplasm; spliceosomal complex
Molecular function (GO): protein binding
Source: RefSeq, a predicted model, not a curated record
UCAAGUAUUUUGUCACUGGUUUCUAAACUAAUUUUAAAAGCUUCCACCAAGGACUUAAGUGCAAAAUGUUAAUGACUUGAUAAUAGCACAUCAUCAAUUAUUAUAGCUCAGACGUUCGUACAGUGGUGUAUACUACAAAAUGUCUUCAAAGACAUUAAGUCGGUGGAGAGAUCGGUCACGAAGCCGUUCUCUUGAAUACAGGCGAGAGUCGCGACCAAAGAGCAGGGAGAGAGACAGACAUGCUAGUAGGCAUAAAAGCUCCAGAGCGAGCAGUAGCGACCGAGAAUCUCGAACCAGAAGUAGAGAUAAAUCAUCACGAUCAAAAUCUCCAAGAAGUAGGCACCAAUCUAGCAAGGAGAAAAAGAGUAAACACAAGAAAAGUAAAAAGAAGAAGAAAAAGAAGCAAAGCAGCAGCAGCAGCAGCUCAUCAAGCAGUGACAGUGAUGAGGAAGAGUUGAAAUUGCUGCAACGACUGGAGGCCGAGCGACAGAGGAUCAAGGAGGAGAGGAAGAAACAGAAGGAGCUACUCAAAGCCAAUGAAACUCCAGAAGAGAAAAGAGAGAGAAGAUUACGGGAGAAACAAGAAAAGGAGAGGAAGAGAAGGGAACGGAUGGGCUGGGACAACGAGUAUCAGUGCUACACCAAUCAGGACAAUCCCUUCGGCGACUCGGCACUCACUAACACAUUUGUGUGGACCAAGAAAUUAGCCAAGGAGGGUGUGAAGAACGUCUCCCACGAUGAGCUGGAGGCACUCAACAGACAGAAGCAGCUGGAAAACAAAAUAGAACUGGAAAAGGUGAAGCAACGGCGGCUAGAGCGGGAAGCGGAGCGGGCAGCGCGCGAGGCGGAGGCGGCAGCGGCGGCGCGCGCUCGCGAGGCCGCGCAGUUCAGCAGCUGGGCGCGCCAGGAGGACUCCUUCCACCUGCAGCAGGCACGUCUGCGUUCGCAGAUACGGAUCCGGGACGGCAGAGCGAAGCCGAUCGACCUGCUGGCGUGGUACGUGAGCUCGGAGCAGUGCGUGGACGCGCUGGAGAUGCACGAGCCCUACACCUACCUCAACGGCCUGCAGGCCAACGACCUGGAAGACCUGCUUGAGGAUAUCAAGGUGUACGAGGAAUUGGAGAGCGACACGCAGCUGCAGUACUGGGAGGACGUGCGCACAAUCGCGCGCGACGAGCUCGCCAAGCUGCGCCGAGCCGCCGCGCCGCAGCGCGACACCGUGCACGCCGCCGUGCAGCAGGACGUGCAACAGAUAUUCAAGGGCAAGACGGGCGCGCAGCUGGCGGAGCUGCAGGCGCAGAUGGAGGCGAAGAUCAGCGGGCGGCGCGACGGCGUCGACGUCGGCUACUGGGAGAGCCUGCUCAGCCAGCUUAAAGCUCACAUGGCGCGCGCCCGUCUCCGCGACCGCCACCAGCUCAAUCUGCGGCGCAAGCUCGACCUGCUGAAGCGCGAGCAGGGCCUACCCUCGCCCCCGCCCGCGCCUGUCGCCCCGCCCCCGCCGCCCGCGCCCGGCGACGAGGGGGAGGCGGAGGCGGAGGGGGAGGGGGAUGACAGCGACGCGGAGGAGGACGAGGCGUGUCGCGCGGCGUACGCGGCGGGGCGGUACUCGCCGGAGCCGCUGUCGCCGCGCGCGCUCGAGCCCGCCGCGCCGCUGCUCGACCCCGCCCACGACGCGCAGCGCCUCGCCUUCCUGCGCGCGCGCACCCGCCCAUCACUCGCCCCCCAGGACACCGAAGCCGUCGGCACGAGCUCCGCGGCGCUGGAGCGCGAGGCGGCGCGGCUGAUGGACGCGGGAGCGGCGGGGGAGGGCGCGGGGGUGGCGCGGUUCAGCGUAGAGCACGCGCUGCCCGACCAGCCCUGUCUGUGGGCGGACAAGUACAGGCCGAGGAAGCCGAGAUACUUCAACAGGGUGCACACGGGGUUCGAGUGGAACAAGUACAACCAGACGCACUACGACAUGGACAACCCGCCGCCGAAGAUCGUGCAGGGCUACAAGUUCAACAUCUUCUACCCCGACCUCAUAGACAAGGCCGCCACGCCACACUUCUCGCUGAAACCGUGUCCGGAAAACAGCGAGUUUGCGGUGCUGAGGUUCCACGCGGGCCCGCCGUACGAGGACAUCGCGUUCAAGAUCGUGAACCGCGAGUGGGAGUACUCGUACAAGCGCGGCUUCCGCUGCCACUUCCACAACAACAUCUUCCAGCUGUGGUUCCACUUCAAGCGGUACAGGUACCGCCGGUGAUCGGGACAAUAAAUGUUUUCCAAGUA